AUGUCCACAUCGAAGAGACAAAGCACAGGUAACAGCCGGCCGUCCAGCAAAGAUGGACCGAAGAAGAAUAUUUGGUCUUCCAUGCUGGAUAGCGCUGCGACUGGGAAGCGCUUGCCGGAAAAGAACCUUUUGAUACUAGGAGGCACCCCGGAAAGUCAGCGAGAGUUUCUGGAAGCCUACUCUGCCGACACCUCAGAUCCCAGUCUAUCUAAUGAGAAGCGGAAGGGUAAAGGGAAAGUACCGCCAGUUGCCAACCAGUUCGCUCUAGGAUACACGUAUCUAGAUGUAUUGGAUGCGGACCAAGAAGAUACAUUGGCGCGCGUCUCCGCGUACCUCCUUUCCGAGCCUUCAUUAUCCUUCGCACCUCUCCUAAAACCGCUCUUGACACCGCAAUCCAUCCCCGAAACAUCCGUCGUAAUUCUCCUCGACUGGUCAGAUCCGUGGACAUGGGUACGGCGACUAAGAGAGUGGGUCCGUCUCUUGCGGCAUGUCCUUAUCUCACUUGAUGACGAGACCAAGAUUGUAAUGGAGGACAAUAUGACGCAGUGGAAGGAGCGGAAGAAGGGAAUAGAUGCCAGCUCUACCGGAUCACAAGCGGCCAGCUCCGGAGCGGCGAUUAUAGGUCCUGGGGAGUGGGAUGAAGGGCUUGGAGUGCCACUGUGUGUUGUCUGUCAAGGAACGGACAAGAUGGAGAAAUUGGAGCGGGAUCAUGGUUGGAGCGAAGAAGAAUUCGAUUUCAUCCAUCAAUUCAUGAGGACGUUACUGGUGAAACAUGGCGCAUCUAUGAUAUACACCAAGCCUUUCCAGGCGAACAACCUGCACAGCGUGCUGCACUCCUCCCUCGGCAUACACUCUCUCCUUAAGAAACUUUCUCUGAAAGCGAACUUUAUUGAACGCGACAAGAUCUUAAUACCUACAAAUUGGGACUCAUGGGCGAAGAUUCGGGUUAUCCGAGAAGGGUCAAAUCUGGAGGGAAUAUCGACAGCUUGGUCCAUUGAAAUUCAAGAUCCGCCUGAGCCGAUCAGCAAUGGGGAUAAUCAAACACAAGACGAGGAUGCUGAAGAAGACGACGGGACAAGUGCUGUCAAGAUAUACGAGCAGACAAUCAAAGACCCUAAGCGGAACACCUCGCUGGCGUACCCGGGAAGCCAGCAAGGCGGGAAUAAGGUUGAAAUCGAAACACAAGAUAUGCAAGGUUUCCUCACCAAGCAGCUGGAAGUCUUGGAGCAGCUGAAGAUUGAAGAUGAAAAAGACCGUGCGGCCAAGAAGGCGCCCCAGCUGGAAAUGUCGCCAUUAGAGGACAACAGCCGUGUCAACGAACACAUUGGCCCUGUACAAUUCAAUAUGGGUGGUAUCCAGGUCGACGCCGAUGAUAUGCUCCAAAAAUUAAAAGACCGAGAAGCCAGCCGCUCCCAGCGAAAAGACCCAGUUUUAUCAUCAGGGGACGAGAAAACACAAAAUCAAGCCCUAGCAAACUUCUUCGCAGGCCUAGUUAAGAAGCCCGGUGGCAGUCCCCGUGGAGCCUGA
Molecule: messenger RNA, 1527 nt
Organism: Aspergillus mulundensis
Lineage: Eukaryota; Fungi; Ascomycota; Eurotiomycetes; Eurotiales; Aspergillaceae
Product: dynein family protein
Exons: 6
Coding region: 1-1527 (508 amino acids)
Biological process (GO): microtubule cytoskeleton organization; microtubule-based movement
Cellular component (GO): centrosome; cytoplasmic dynein complex
Molecular function (GO): dynein heavy chain binding
Source: RefSeq, a predicted model, not a curated record